Messenger RNA from Ceratotherium simum simum (southern white rhinoceros), 4873 nucleotides. RefSeq names its product glutamate rich 3 (gene ERICH3). Lineage: Eukaryota; Metazoa; Chordata; Mammalia; Perissodactyla; Rhinocerotidae. The record is from RefSeq and is a predicted model, not a curated record.
UACCGCCAGCGGGUGGGGGCCCGGAGGCUGCGGGAGCCCGGGAGCUCAGGGGCGGCGGCGGCCCAGCCCAGGUGCCUGGCGCACAGGCGAGCGCAGUGCGGAGCCACCCCGCGAGCGCGACGGUCGUGGCGCCGGCGUGCACGGGGCCCCACGCGCCCACCCUCCGCACCUGCCGCGGGGUCCAAAAGGGAUCCUGCAAAAAUGAGCUAUUCUCACCCCACUGGAUUACUUGCAGCAUAUAAUAGCCUUACUGAUAAACACCUGGCUGGAUAUUUUAACAACACCAGGAUAAGGCGGCAUCUCUUAAGAUCAGGGCUGAUCACAAGAAGUGGAAGAAUUCUUUCUGAAAAAGAAUACAAACUAAAUAUCAUGAAGAGGGAUCACCAAAAAUAUAUCCGGGAAUGCUUAGCCCAGGCUAUUUUCCACAAGGUUCUUGAUAUGGAGCGUUACCAUCAGCUUGAAAUAAAAAAGAAACUGGAGACCUUAGCUAGGAAGGAGCGAAUUCAGAGAUUUAAGGGAGAGCCCACAAGAUGGUCUAUAGAAAGCAACAUGCCAAUCCUGUCUCCCCGCCCGCCACUUGGCCCAAAGACCAGCCGUGGCCAUAGUGUUCUGGUUGAUGAAGGACAUUGCAGUCCAAUAGCACUGACAGUCCCUCGACCAUACACUGCCCCAGGAAAUAUGCAGCCUCCAAUUCGAUUACAGCCUCUUCCCAGUAAUCCUGCAGUAGGAACUGUUCCAAAGAUAACUUCAGGAUCGAGAUCAAAAGCCUCAUUGCUGGAAAAUGAAGCUCCAUUUCCCAUUGGGGGCAAGAAGGCAGUGAUGAAGUUCAGGAACUCCAUGGACAAUUCACAGGGAAUGAAUCGAUAUCAAUUUCCGAACAUUAACAACUACAUGAUGCCUAUUCCUCCUUCACCUCCUCCCACCAAAGGAAAAAUCACAAGGGAAAAUAGACCUGAAACAUGGAGAAGGAGAAGAUUUCGUCCAGUCACUGCUCCAAAUGGCUUAGAACCUCUCUUUACCAAGGAUUCAAGAAGGAUUCACAAAACACCUCUGCAUAGUAAUGCAGCCAUUACAAUGAUCUAUUUGGGGAAAAAUGUGCACUUAUCCUAUGAUCACCCAGACUUCCGGGAUGAAAUAAAGGUUUAUCAACAACACUGUGGUGGGGAAAACCUUUGUGUCUACAAAGGCAAACUACGUGAAAAAGAGACCUUUCAGUUUAUUUCCAAAAGGCACCACGGUUUCCCCUUCAGUCUCACCUUUUUCCUGAACGGGAUGCAGGUGAACAGGUUAAGCUCCUGCUGUGAAUAUAAGCAUCGAAAAGGUUCCAGACUUGGAGGCAAACGAGGCUACUUUGGGUUUGUGCGUGUCGAGAGAUCAUCUCCUUGCUACAAGUGCAUUAUUGCAAUGGGCCUUGACAAAAAACCAGUGUCACCAAAACCUAGGAAAGAAAAGAGUAUUGAGAAAAGAGAAGACCUGAAGAAGGCUGAGGGGAAACUGAGGAAGGAUAGAGAGUACCUGAUACCAAGAAGGAAUGAGAUGGAGGGGAGCAAAACUUCUGCUUCAGUCAUUUCUUCAGCUCAGGAAGAAAAACCAGGGUUCAGAGAAGUGAGAACUGCUGUAGAAGAAAUGGAACUAAGAGGAAAACCAGGACAAGAUGUUUGGGAGGAUGACCAGGAAAAUAUAUUUAAAUAUGAAUAUGAAGAAGAUUUUGAAGCAGAUGAGGAGAAACAAGAUGAGAAAGCUAAUGAGGAAGGACGGGCUGAUGAUCAAAUGAAUGGAAUGUCAAAGUCACCCUGGGAUGAUGAAAAAGAUAACUCAGACCCCGGAAAGGAGAGUGAAACCUUGUGGCAGGAGGCACCAGAUGCUGAUGACAAUGUGAAAGAUGAAGGUGCUGGACGCUCUGAGAGUGAAUCGGAAGAAGAUAAACAAGAUGUAAAAACUGCUUCAUCAGCCUCAUCCAGAAGUCAGCCGUAUUCUAGUUGCAGUGAAGAUGAAUCUGCACUGGGGGACAGGGAAGCCCACUCUGAAAACAGUCCAAACGAAAGUGCCAGCAGUUCAUCUUCACAGGAGCUGAGUGAAAAUGAUGAGCCAGGAAAAUCCCACCUUCCAAUUGUGGAUUCCCUAGAAAUUGAAACUGAAGACCAAAAAAGGAUAAAAGCAGAUGUGGAGACCAAGCUUCUGCCAAUAGAGGAAGGCUUAGAGAAUGUUCUUGAAGAAGAAACAGAGGAAGGAACCCCAGUGAUUGCAGAGGGCUUAUCUGAGAAAUCGAGGGAACAUGUUUCCAAGGAAGAAAGGGAAAAGGAUAAGAGUGAGCUUUGGGAAGGAAGCACUGUGAAGGUGAAGGACAAAAAGGCAGGUGCCCUUAGGGUGGAGCAAGGUGUUGGACAGAUAAUAGCUGAAGCCGUGGAACCUGGCUGCCACUGCCACAAGGGCACUGAGUCAGGUGUCAGCAGUGCAGAUGAGGGGGAGACGUACUCGAGGAAGCCGGAGAACGACACAGGCGCAGCCCCAAAUUUAAUGAUGGAGGAAAGUCCAGCACUCUACUCAAACAAGGAAUCCAAGCAAGUUGACUCAGAAAUGUAUACGCUGCAGAAGAAAGAAGCAGUGGAGGAAGAUGUAGUUCCCCAACGCAGGGAUGCUGAUGCAAUAGAAGAGGAAGGGGAUGCAGCUCUGUGGGAAAAAGCAGGGGUUGAUGAGGUUCCCUUGGACCGGUGGAAGCCAACAGCAGAGCAGUCAGCAUUGGUAGAACAGUUUACAGAGGAAAGAGAGGUCCCUCAGGGCAUAGCAAGUGGGGCAGGGGCAGCAGUCGAUGGGGAUAGAAGGCUGAAUAAAGAGGGGUUAAACUCCAUGGGAAAAGAAGCAGCAAGAGACUCUGGAGGUCUGCAGGAAGAUGAGGCUCCCAAAGAGCAGAUGAAAACAGUGCUGGAGACAGAGAAGGCAGCUCCUGAAGAGGAACAGGGUUUGGAGAAGUCACUGCUUCCAAGCAAGGCAGCAGCUCUGAACUUAGAGCAUGUUCAGGAGACAGCAGUCUUGAGAGAAGCAGUGAUGCCAGAGAAGAGAGAGGCUAAGAGAGGGGAGGCUAUGAGUGAGGCAGGGCCCAAAAAGCCAGAUGUGGAAGAAAGUGAAGAGGAAGCAUUCACAGACCUAGAGGGACCCAUGAAAGAUGCUGUAUCUGAGAGAGAGGAUAGGUCAGAAGAGGCAAUACUCAGGGGAGAGGAACCAGUCAGAGAGAGGAAGGCAGUUAUGGGAGUGGAAACACCUUUGAGCUCCCCAACCUCUGAGAAGGCCCAGGCAACCUGGAUGGGGGUUUUGGAGGACAGCCUGGAAGACCUUUCUAAGGAAGAUGCAGAUGGGAAGGAGGUUGAGACUGUGGCAGAAUCUAAUAGGGAAGAUGAUAGGAAAGAAAUGUUCCCUGAGGAAUUAGAUGCAGCAACAGAGAGGAGGAAAGCUGAGAGGCCAGAAACACCUCUGGGGGAAACUGAAUCUGAGAGAGAAGAGGUGACAAGGGCAAAUACCCUUCAGGAUGAAGACACUUUAUCAGAAGAGCAAAAGUGUAAAGGGGAAGAGAGGGAAACUGUGAGGGAAGGAAGACCCGAGGAAGAGACACAAGCCCCCCAAAAUGAAAUGGAAUGUGAUGCUGAGGAUGAGGCACCGGUGGGGGCAUCUGAAUUGACUGAACACGCAGGGCCUCAAGGAGAAGAUUCACUGAGAGAGGGAGGGGUGACCAUGUUUGAAGCAGCAGCUGGAUUUGAAAAGUCGCUGGAAGACACGGCAGCUCUGAGGAAAGAGGGAGGAGGCGAAAGACUGAGAGAAGCUGGAGACACAGAGCGGGAAGGCAAAGCAGAGCUUCUGGGCAGGGAGAACAUGGCUCCUUCAGAGCAGGAUAAGGGGCCCGGCCCAGAGGGAGAGGGUGUGUUAGGAGCUCCUGAGAGUGAGCUCGCAGGACAGGCACAGGCCCUUGAGGCCAGGAUCACAGGCAAGGCCGGGGAGUGUGCAGCCAAAGAUCAAGGUGGCCUUGCAGGAUGGGAGGGGAGGGAAAACAAAGAGCCUUUACAAGGGCCAGAGGGAGUAGGGGUCAUGACAAUGACCAAAGAAGAUGUUCCUGAGGGAGAUGCCGUGAUGGCAGGAAAGUUGGGUGAAGAAGCGAUGGAUGAGGAGCCAGAGGAGGAGGUGCAUAAAGAGUGCACCCUGGGGGUGGGAGUGACGAGGAAUGGGGACACAGAGGGGGACAGGAGCUUGCUGGGAGGAGUGGUUGUGGCUGAGGAAGAUCUCCACCAAGGAGGAGGAGCCGCAGAGAAGAGGGAGGUGUUGGAAGAUUCAAAGACACCUGAAGGGAAAAGAGAGGCAGAGAAAGCCGCCUCUUUUUCAGAUGUUGCUGAUGAGGAAACUUGGCACCGAGUGGAUGAGUUACAAGGAAAAAUGGCAGCUGCAGAGAAGGUGGUGGCAGAGGAAACAAAGCUGAGCGGGGAGGAGGUGCCGGUGGUGGAGGAGGUGCCGGUGACUUGGAGACUAGAAGCUGGGGCGGGGACUGUAGGAGCACCCUCAGAUCUGGAAGGGAAGACCCCACAGCCAGGGCAGGAUCAAGAAGACGGGGCAGCUGAAACCACUCAGAGGGCAGAGUCAGCGGGGGAGGAGCCCAGGGUGGGGAGCCAUGCUGGGGGGCAGGAGUGGGGUGCAGCUGAAGAGUUCAGACUAGGAUUAUCCCAAGACAGAGAGCCAGAGCUGAGGAGAGGGAGUCUACCGGACAUGGAAACACUUCCUGUAAAGCACGAUUGCACUGGAACCCAAGAGAAGCAAGAGAGGGCAGUGCAAAGAGAAAGUAAGAAUGCAGACGUUUCCCCGAACAACACGAGGGCCUAAGAGACGUGGUGGC